AUGGAGAGGGAUGGACUGAAGUGCCGGAACUCCUGUACUGAAAGUGCCCGCCGCUACUUGUCACCAGAGCGCCUCGCUUCCGUGCGCCGCGAAGACCCCCGCAGCCGCACCACAUCCUCUAGCAGCAACUGUAGCGCCAAAAAGGAAGGCCGGGUGGAGCGGAGCCUGGGUCACUGCCUGGCAGAAAUGGGCGUGGUCGUAGUAGGCAUGGUCAAAUCUCAGGCUGCAGAGGGACCCUCAACUCAGGGACUGGAUCACGCGAAAGUGGCCGCAGUCAAAAUGCCUGGCUGGGCCAGAGGCCCGGAGGAGGGCCCCGAUACUUUUUUGUUGUUCUGUCCUGACAGUAAAACCAAAGAAGCUAUCUUCAGCGUGGAGGAGGGCUCCGUGAAAAUGUUCCUGAGGGGCCGUCCUGUGCCCAUGCUGAUCCCGGAUGAGCUGGCGCCCACCUACAGCCUGGACACUCGCUCAGAGCUGCCUUCCUGCAGACUCAAGCUGGACUGGGUCUAUGGCUACCGUGGCCGAGACUGCCGUGCCAACCUUUACCUGCUGCCCACAGGGGAGAUAGUGUACUUCGUGGCCUCUGUGGCCGUACUCUACAGCGUGGAGGAACAGAGGCAGCGGCACUACCUGGGACACAACGAUGACAUCAAAUGCCUGGCUGUCCACCCUGAUAUGGUCACCAUUGCCACUGGACAGGUGGCAGGCACCACUAAGGAAGGGAAGCCACUGCCACCCCACGUGCGCAUCUGGGACUCAGUUUCCCUCUCCACCUUACACGUGCUGGGCCUGGGUGUAUUUGACAGAGCUGUGUGCUGUGUGGGCUUUUCCAAAUCGAAUGGGGGCAACCUACUCUGUGCAGUAGAUGAAUCCAACGAUCACGUGCUUUCCGUGUGGGACUGGACCAAGGAGGCCAAGGUGGUGGAUAGCAAGUGUUCCAAUGAUGCUGUGCUGGUGGCCACCUUCCACCCCACGGACCCCACCAUGCUCAUCACCUGCGGGAAAUCCCACAUCUACUUCUGGACCCUGGAGGGGGGCAGCCUGAGCAAGCGGCAGGGCCUCUUUGAGAAACAUGAGAAACCGAAGUAUGUGCUGUGUGUGACCUUCUUGGAGGGUGGCGAUGUGGUCACCGGGGACUCUGGAGGGAACCUCUAUGUCUGGGGCAAAGGUGGAAACCGCAUCACCCAGGUGGUGCCUGGUGCCCACGAUGGUGGCGUGUUUGGGCUCUGCGCCCUGCGGGACGGGACGCUGGUGUCCGGAGGUGGCCGCGAUCGGCGAGUGGUCUUCUGGGGCUCUGACUACAGCAAACUGCAGGAGGUGGAGGUUCCCGAGGACUUUGGCCCUGUGCGCACUGUGGCAGAGGGCCGGGGGGACACGCUGUAUGUGGGGACCACCCGCAACUGCAUCCUGCAGGGCUCUGUCCACACGGGCUUCUCGCUGCUCAUCCAGGGCCACGUGGAAGAGGUGUGGGGCCUGGCCACAUACCCCAGCGGGGCACAGUUUGUGACAUGCGGGCUGGAUAAACAGGUGCAUUUGUGGAGCGUGGAGUCCCACCAGCCCCUGUGGAGCAGGGUCAUUGAGGAUCCUGCCCGCUCUGCUGGCUUCCACCCCAGUGGCUCUGUCCUGGCUGUGGGCACAGUGACUGGCAGAUGGUUGCUGCUGGACACAGAGACCCAUGACCUGGUGGCUAUCCAUACAGAUGGCAAUGAACAGAUCUCAGUGGUCAGCUUCUCCCCAGACGGGGCGUACCUGGCGGUGGGCUCCCACGACAACUUGGUGUACGUGUACACGGUGGACCAAGGCGGCCGCAAGGUCAGCCGCCAGGGCAAGUGCUCGGGCCAUUCCAGUUUUAUCACCCACCUGGAUUGGGCCCAGGACAGCAGCUGCUUUGUCACCAACUCCGGGGACUAUGAGAUUCUGUACUGGGACCCAGCUACCUGUAAGCAGAUCACCAGUGCGGAUGCUGUGAGGAACAUGAAAUGGGCCACAGCUACUUGUGUCCUGGGAUUUGGGGUGUUUGGGAUCUGGUCUGAGGGAGCGGAUGGUACUGACAUCAACGCCGUGGCCCGCUCCUACGAUGGGAAGUUGCUGGCUUCAGCUGAUGAUUUUGGCAAAGUCCACCUGUUUAGCUACCCCUGUUGUCAGCCUCGAGCCCUCAGCCACAAAUACGGUGGACACAGCAGCCACGUGACGAAUGUGGCCUUCUUGUGGGAUGACAGCAUGGCCCUGACCACAGGGGGCAAGGACACCAGCAUACUGCAAUGGCGGGUGGUCUGAAGUGUCAGUGGAAGGGUCCCAGAGACAUGGGGCCAGGGUAGUCAGGUGGCAGGGCUGGAAUUCUAUUUUCGGGAGAUGUCUAUUGCCGAGUAGAGUAAUAUAUACCCAGAGUAUGUCUAUAGCAGAGAGGGUUAUGGGGGAGGGAGGGUGGACUGACAGAUAGAAGUC
Messenger RNA from Miniopterus natalensis, 2442 nucleotides. It is a transcript of the gene EML2, whose product is annotated as EMAP like 2. Gene Ontology annotation, cellular component: mitotic spindle. Gene Ontology annotation, molecular function: microtubule binding. NCBI's taxonomy places the organism in Eukaryota, Metazoa, Chordata, Mammalia, Chiroptera, Miniopteridae. The record is from RefSeq and is a predicted model, not a curated record. Gene Ontology annotation, biological process: microtubule cytoskeleton organization.